AUGAGAGUGAAUGUAUUAUUCGUGACAAACGACGAUAUGGUCUACGGAUUCGGCAAUAAUAGCGAGGGAUGUCUGGGUUUUGGACACAACACACCCGUACUAUCACCGCAACUGAUCCCUGAAUUAUGUCACCAAAGCAUACAAUACUUCGUGAAUGGCAUGAAUUUUGUGAUAGCAGUGAACGCCAGGAAUCGGAUCUACGGUUUCGGUAGCAAUACUUGCGGACAAUUGGCCCGCAAUCCGGCCACUCAUAGAUCUAACCUCAAACCGGAGGCAAUCGCGUGCUUUUACGACAGAGAUGUGGUACAAGUGAGUUGUGGGUCAGUCCACGUGCUGGCGCUCACCACCGCAGGCCGGGUGUAUGUCUGGGGCGGCAAUAGUUUUGGUCAACUCGGGUGCGGACUAACCAUGCGCGAAAUCGAGCACAUGUACGAACCCACCGAGUUUGAAUUUGCCGCUAGAUAUACAAUACGUGCCGUGUAUUGUUAUACUUACACCUCGUUUAUCAUCACCACCGAUGGCCAGGUGUUCAGUUGGGGUGACAAUACUCACCACCAAUUGGGACACAAUGUCAGUGGUAUAGCGUUGAGGCCACGACUGAUCGCAACCAUCGGCGGUGUGAAAGCCAUCACUUCCACAGAGUUUAGUACUAUAUUUCACACGACAAACGGCCUGUACUUAAGCGGACUUGAUAAUAAUUAUAACAACCAAUUCAUCGAGAGUUCGGCCAUAGGUUCGAGUGGUUUUGGGACUGUAUUUAAAGUAACGCAUAAAUUGGGCGGAAAAAUAUAUGCCGUUAAGAGACUACAAUUUGCGGAUAGUAAUGAAGAGACAAAACAGGGAGUUCUCGAAGAAGUCAAUGGUUUAUCAAAACUGGACUCAGAUUUUGUCGUCAAAUAUGAAGAUUCAUAUCUCGAGUCCAAUCAUCUCUACAUUCAAAUGCAAUUCUAUUCCCAAAGUCUUCGAACUGUUCUCAAAGAUAAACCCAUUGUCUUCGGGAGACAACCGGAAGACCAGAUGAAUGUCUUUGAAUACUUUACUUCGUGUGAAAUAUUUAAAGAAAUUCUAGAAUGUGUUGAAUAUCUCCACGAAUCGGAUCCACCGGUCAUUCAUAGGAAUCUAAAACCGGAAAACAUAUUAAUUGAUCCCAACUUUACAUCCAAUCGCUUCAUAAAAGUGUGUGACUUUGGUUUAGCCACUGAUCACAACACCCGUAGACAGACUAUCAGUCCAUUUGUGCACUCAGUUUGUGGUACUUUUGGAUAUAUAGCGCCCGAAGUACUUAUGGGUAAACAAUAUGACCACAAAUCAGACAUUUAUAGCCUCUCUAUAAUCGGCGAAGAGUUGUUUGGCAUUGAUCUCCAGGAGUGA
This is a messenger RNA of Medioppia subpectinata, 1371 nucleotides long. Lineage: Eukaryota; Metazoa; Arthropoda; Arachnida; Sarcoptiformes; Oppiidae. The record is from the annotation of a GenBank genome assembly.